AUGUCUGAGUUCGACUUAACAAAGAAGAUAAGUAGUUUUCUAGAUAAACACUUAACUUUACCACUGCUGGAAUACAUAUGUGUCAAAAAUAUAUAUGAUGAAAAAAGCAUUCUGAAGACCAAAUGGGAAGUUCUCUUGGGGACUUCUAUGGUUGAUUAUGCCGCAGAUACUUAUAGAAGUAUAUACGAAACAGAGCCUCCAAAAGGAUUACUUGACAAGAGAGAAAAAGUCUUAGAGAGUAUUCAAGAAACGGAGGUUAAGCUAAAACCAGUGAAGGUAAUAUUUAGUCAAGAAACGAUGAAAGAAGUUGCCCAAUGUAAAAACGCCAAAGAUCUGUUGACUAGUUUGGAAACUAAAUACAACUUCAAGACAGAGAUGCUUAACGAUAUGUUUGAUGCUGCACGCGUAUUUUAUGAUGCCGGAAAUUACAACUUAUCAUCUGAAUAUUUAAAAAUAGUCCGCCAGCUUGUAACCCCUGGGACACAAAGACAUUGGAUGCCAGUUGGGGCCGCCUAG
Schistosoma mattheei is the source of this 516-nucleotide messenger RNA. NCBI's taxonomy places the organism in Eukaryota, Metazoa, Platyhelminthes, Trematoda, Strigeidida, Schistosomatidae. The record is from the annotation of a GenBank genome assembly.